Eimeria acervulina is the source of this 4371-nucleotide messenger RNA. RefSeq lists its product as hypothetical. The record is from RefSeq and is a predicted model, not a curated record. The coding region runs from base 1 to 4371 and encodes 1456 amino acids. Lineage: Eukaryota; Apicomplexa; Conoidasida; Eucoccidiorida; Eimeriidae. The transcript is spliced from 3 exons.
AUGUUGCCGCCACACCAGAAUGCUGCUGCUGCUGCUGCUGCUGCUGGUGCUGCUGGUGCUGCUGCAGCAGCUGCAAACGAUGCUGCUCCGCGGUCGGCUGCAGUCCUCGGCCCGAGGACAGCAGCAGCAGCAGCAAAAGCAGCAACAACAGCAGCAACAGCAGCAGCAGCAGCAGCAGCAGCAGCAGCAGCUAUGUCGACCUACGUAGAGCGACGGCCUCCCCAGAAGCGCCACACCCAUAGAAGCCAUCCUUAUGGGGGCCCCCAGGGGCCCCCUGAAGGGGAGGGGGCCCCCUCUCUCUUUAGUCGCUUCACCUCACGGGUUUCUUCUUUCUUCCAUAGGGCCCUGGGAGGGGCCCCUAAGGCCCCCGCAGCGCAGCAGCAGCAGCAGCAGCAGCAGCAGCAGCAACUGCAGCAGCAGCAGCAGCACAGUAGGGCCCUGGGAGGGGCCCCUAAGGCCCCCGCAGCGCAGCAGCAGCAGCAGCAGCAGCAGCAGCAGCAACUGCAGCAGCAGCAGCAGCACAGUAGGUUAGUGAGCGAAUGCAGCUCCUUCUUCAGUGAGACACGCAGCGAGGCCUCAGGAUCACCCUACCGAAAUAGCUGCCAGAAGCAGCAGCAGCAUCAGCAGCAGCAACAGCAGCAGCAGUUUCUGCAGCUGCCUUUAGAGCAGCAGAUCCACUAUCAACAGGGGCCCCAAGGAAGCUGGGGACAGGAGCCUUCAGCCGCAGCAGCAGCACCAGCAGCUGACUUGUCGACAUCUUCCCUCCCAUAUAUCUGCUGCUCUCAGCAGCAGCAGCAGCAGCAGCAGCAGCGGAGGCAGCGCCAGCAGCAGCACCGCAGCGGAGCCUACCGACCUGCCUCUGCAGCAACAGCAGGAGCAGCAUCAUUCACAUCCGCCUUAGGGGAGAAUGGGGGCCCCCUGGGGCCCCGGCAGCAGAUGCAGCCGCAGCUCGCUGCCCUGGCACACCUUGGGCAGCAGCAGCAGCUGCUGCAGCAACAGCAGCAGCUACUGCAGCAACAGCAGCUAUUGCAGCAGCAGCAAACGCGGAGGGGCCCCCCGUUCAUGUUCUCGGCUCCUUCCGAGGUAGCAGACGCAGCACUGCAGCAGCAGCAGGCUAUAGUAGAGCAGCAGCAGCAGCUACUGCAACGGCAGCUGCUGCAGCAGCAGCAGCAACAGCAGGAAGACGUCUCUGUAGCGGAGCUGCAGCAGCUAUAUAUCCGAUGCCACUCGAUGAGGUGGCGGUCGCGGCUUUUAGAGUUAUUUCAAUCGGAAGCAGAGGCAGCACUGCAGCAGCAGCAGCAGCAGCAGAUGCAGGAGCAGCAGAGACGCCAGAAGCUCCUGCAAACGCUGCAGCAGCAAAUGCAAGCUGAUGACGCUACAGGAGCAGCAGACGACUCCCCGGAAGCAGCAGCAAAGACAGUGCUAGCUGAGGCAGCUGCGGCGCUGAAGCCAGCAGCAGCAGCAGCAGCUGCUGCUGCUGCUGCUGCAGCGGAAGAAGAAGCAGCAGCAGCAGCAAGCCCACAGAAGACAGCUGCACCUACCAGGGGCUCUCCUUCGUUGCAUGCAGCUCGACGAGUUGUCGCUGGGGAAGCAGCAGGCAGCUUGUUUGCUGCUGCUGCCAAGGACACAGCAGCAGCAGCAGCAGCAGGAAAGGAAGCGGCAGCAUCUGAAGGGGCAGCAAAUGAAGAAGCAGCAGCAGCUGCAAAAGCAACAGGGGCAGCAGCAGGCGUCAGCAUCAGCAGCAGCAGCAGCGACAAACCCACCCAAAGUUUGUUUGGAUUUGGGGGGUUCGGCUCAGCAGCAGCACCAGCAGCAGCACCAGCAGCACCAGCAGCAGAAGCAGCAGCAGGCUCCGGCCGCUCUGCUACUGCUGCGGAAACGCCAGCAGCAGAAGCAGCAGCAGCAGCAAUAGAAGGCAGCGCUUCUGAUACAAAACAGACAGCAGAAAAAACUACCGCUGCUGCAGCACCUGCAGCAGCAGCACCUGCAGAAGCAGCAGCACCUGCUGCAGUCUCUUCAGCAGCACCAAAGGCAUCUGGGAGCCUCUUUGGGGCUGUGGGUUUCUCUUUCGGUUUGCAGCAGCAGCAGCAGCAACAGGCAGACAAACAACAACAACAGCAGCAGCAGCAGCAGCAGGCCCCACGCUUGUUUAGUUUCGGUGCAGAGAGUAGCACAGCAGCAGCAGCAAAACCAGCAGCGGAAGAUACUUCUGCUGCUGCUGCAGCACCAGCAGCAGCUGCAGCACCUUUGUUUGGUGGCAAGAAGAAACUGCAGCUAACUGCAGCAACUGAUUCUGCUGCUGCUGCGCCUGCUGCUGCCGAAGCUUCUGCUGAAGCUGCUGCUGCAGCAAAGUGGCCAGCCCUCUUCGGAGCAGCAGCAACUGCCACCAAACCAGCAGCAGCAGCAGCAGCAGCAGCACCAGCAGCAAACCCCUGGGGAGCCGCAGCUGAUGCUGCAGCAGCACAGAAGAAGGUUUCGGGAGUCACUGAAGGAGGGGCCCCCAAGGCAGCAGCAGAGACCAGCAGCAGCAGCAGCAAAGAUGGCGCGACUGAAGCACCUUUCCGCAGCCUAUUCAGCGCCCCGUCUGCUGCAGGGGCGCCUGCUGCUGCUGCUGCUGCUGCUGCUGAUAAACAAGAAAAGCCUGCUGCAGCAUCUGAGGAGACAGACAAAGACAAACAGAAGAAUGCUGCUGCUCCUGCUGCUGGCACUGCCGCUCCUGCUGCGGCGGCCGGAGAAACAGCAGCAGCCAAGCCCGCAAGCAGCAGCGACAGCAAAGAUAGCACUGACAGCAGCAACAGCAGCAGCAGCAGCAGCAAACCUGCUGCAGUGCCUUGGUGGCUAGCAAAUGUUGGGAAGCCCUGUGAAGUGCAUAUAGAGCCGGAUGGUUUUGCUGAUGAUGCAGACGACUCUGCUGCUGAUGCUGCUGCUGAUGGUGGUGGUGGUGCUGCUGCGGAAGACGCUGCAGCAUCAGCAACGCCAGCAGAAGCUGCAGCACCAGCAGCAGCAGCACCAGCAGCAAAACCGCAGCAGCAAGCCUCUACUGGCGGCAGCCUCUUCGGCAACCUCCCUAUACCCAAAGCAGCUCCCACAGCAUCUUCUUUGUUCGCUUUUGGUGGCAGCAGCAGCAGCAGCAGCAACAGCAGCAGCAGCAGCAGCAGCAGCAGUGGGAAGCCGCCGCCCCUCUUUACUUUUGGCAGCAGCAACAACAGCAGCAGCAGCAACAGCAGCAGCAGCAGCAACAAGGGAACUACCUCGCUGUUUACUUUUGGCGCUGGCAGCAGCAACACCAGCAGCAGCAACAAAAACAACAGCAGCAGCGACAGCAGCAACGCCCAGCCCACCUCUCUCUUCGGACAGCCGUUGAGUAGCGGGGGUGCUGCUGCUGCACCAGGCUCCCUGUUUGGGGGUAGCAGCAGCAGCAGCAACAGCAGCAGCAACAGCAGCGGCACAGGCAGUCUGUUUGGCGGUAGCAGCAGCACGGGCCUCUUCGGCUCUCUAGGCAGCGGCUCAGCAGCACCAGGGGGGAGUCUCUUUGGCUCAGCAGCAGCAGCACCAGCAGCAGCAGCAGGGAGCAAGCCUUCGUUGUUUGGGAGCAGCGGCAAUAGUAGCAACAGCAGCAGCAGCGACACAGCAGCAGGCAGCAGCAAGCCUAGUCUCUUCGGGGGGGCGUCAAGCGCAGCACCAAAACCGCUUUUUGUCUUUGGUCGCAGCAGCAACAGUGGUAGCGGUGCAGCAGCAGCAGAACCAGCAGCAGCAGCAGAACCAGCAGCAGCAACGGGAGCAGCAGCAGCAGGGGCCCCUAACAAGCCCUUUGUUUUUGGGAGCAGCAGCAAUACGACAACAGCAGCUGAGAAGCCUCCCUUAUUUGGCGGCAGCAGCAGCAACAGCAGCAGCACAGCAGCAGCAAAGGGGGCCCCCAGUCUCUUUGGGCGUUUGCUGCCCUUAGGGGCCCCAUCUGGAGCUGCUGCUUCGGGUGUUAAUUUAAAGCCAGCAACAGAACAAGACACAGCAGGAGGGCAGCAGCAGCAGCAGCAGCAGCAGCAGCAGGUUCGGCUUCGAAGAGGAAGAAGCGAAGGAGAAGAACCACCAGCAAAGAGUUUGUUUCGCCCCAGAGAUGAGGGUACAGCAGGGGCCCCCCAAACCCCAUUUGGAGGCCCCCUGCUCGGCGCCAGCCAAGGGCAAGGGGGGGGGGCCCCCCCUAUCUUUGGCUUCUUAGGGGGCCAGCAGCAAGACAGCAGCAGCAGCAGCAACAGCAGCAGCAGACAGGCAGGAGCAGCAGCGGAAGCCAAGCCCACUGCGGGGUUUAGCCUCUUUGGAGGGGGGCCCCCAAAGGGGGCCCCCGGUGCAGGAGGGGGCCCCUCUGGGUUUUAA